Messenger RNA from Hyaloscypha bicolor E, 2427 nucleotides. Its product is annotated as putative aconitate hydratase 2. Gene Ontology annotation, cellular component: mitochondrion; cytosol. Gene Ontology annotation, biological process: tricarboxylic acid cycle. Gene Ontology annotation, molecular function: aconitate hydratase activity; 4 iron, 4 sulfur cluster binding. The record is from RefSeq and is a predicted model, not a curated record. The coding region runs from base 1 to 2427 and encodes 808 amino acids. The transcript is spliced from 2 exons. Lineage: Eukaryota; Fungi; Ascomycota; Leotiomycetes; Helotiales; Hyaloscyphaceae.
AUGAGGGGCGGACUUCUGAGUAGUAGCAGGUCUGCUAUUAGGAGUUCGACUCCAGUGACCCGCCCCAGGGCUCCAUGUACACGAAACCUUGCGACUGUCAUUACUAAACCUGCAGCCUCAUACAAACCUGACAUCGAAUCAAGAACUCCUCCAUAUCCCAAGCUUCUCAAACGAUUGCACGAAGUACGACGGGUGCUAGGGUCUUCGAGGCAGCUCACUUUGGCUGAGAAGAUCUUAUACUCGCAUUUGGACAACCCCGAAGAAGCACUCCUUUCGAAUACGGACAAUGGGCUCAAUAUCAGAGGCAAUGCAAAUCUCAAACUCAAGCCGGAUCGGGUGGCUAUGCAGGAUGCAUCGGCGCAAAUGGCACUGCUACAAUUCAUGACUUGCAAUCUACCUUCCACAGCUGUUCCAGCUAGCAUCCAUUGCGAUCAUAUGAUUGUUGGAGAGAGGGGUGCAGAUGUUGAUCUUCCGGAGUCAAUUAAGGGCAACAAGGAGGUCUUCGAUUUCUUGGAGUCCGCCGCGAAGAAAUAUGGUAUUGAAUUCUGGCCACCUGGAGCUGGAAUUAUCCACCAAACGGUGCUAGAAAACUAUGCUGCACCUGGCUUGAUGAUGCUGGGAACCGACAGUCAUACCCCAAAUGCGGGUGGAUUGGGAGCUAUUGCAAUUGGUGUUGGUGGUGCAGACGCUGUGGAUGCUCUCGUGGACGCACCAUGGGAAUUGAAAGCCCCAAAGAUUCUGGGAGUCAGAUUGGAGGGUCAAUUGAGCGGCUGGGCUUCACCGAAGGAUGUUAUUCUGGCUCUGGCAGGGAAGUUGACAGUCCGUGGUGGAACUGGCUACAUCAUCGAGUAUCACGGACCAGGAGUGGACUCGUUGAGUUGUACAGGCAUGGCCACCAUGUGCAAUAUGGGAGCUGAAGUCGGUGCCACAACUUCUCUCUUCCCAUUCUCAACACGCCAUAUCUCAUACCUCGAAUCGACCCACCGACGGUACAUUGCACUCCAAGCACAGACUAUCGCUUCGUCUUCCUCAAUACACAACCUACUCAGAGCAGAUGAAGGCGCUCAUUAUGACGAAGAGAUCACUAUCGACCUGUCCACGCUCGAACCUCACAUCAACGGGCCAUUCACCCCUGAUCUAUCGACCCCAUUAUCAGUAUUUUCAAAGGCAGUCAAGUCAAAUAAUUGGCCAGAAACUGUAUCCGCAGGACUUAUUGGUAGCUGCACAAAUAGCUCCUACCAAGACAUGAGGCGUGCUGAAGAUCUUGUCAAGCAAGCGUCAGCAGCAGGCCUGAAGCCAGCAACUGACUUCUUCAUCACACCGGGAAGUGAACAAAUACGAGCUACGCUCGAUCGAGAUUCCACCUUGUCAACUUUCGAAGAUGCUGGAGGUAUUGUACUUGCAAAUGCUUGCGGACCUUGCAUUGGACAAUGGAAACGUACAGAUAACAUCUCGAAGGGAGAUAGCAACGCCAUCUUCACCUCGUAUAACCGCAACUUCCGAGGCCGCAACGACGGCAACCCAGAAACCAUGAACUUCCUCGCCUCCCCCGAAAUCGUAACCGCAAUGUCUUAUGCGGGCACCACAUCUUUCAACCCCUUAACCGACACCAUAACCACACCCUCAGGAGACCUCUUCCGCUUCUCACCCCCAGGCGGCGCCGAACUCCCAGAAUUUGGUUUCGAAACCGGAAAUCCAGACUUCCUCCCAACGUCUGGAGCUCCCUCGCCGUCAACCCAGGUCGUCGUCUCCCCCACUUCUGACCGUCUUGCCCUCCUUGAGCCCUUCGCACCCUUCCCAGAUCACGACCUGCACGGCCUCAAAGUCCUAUACAAAGUGACUGGAAAGUGCACAACAGACACCAUCUCCGCUGCCGGCCCCUGGCUGAAAUACAAAGGCCAUCUCCCUAACAUUUCAGCCAACACUCUUAUCGGCGCCGCCAAUGCCGCCACUGGAGAAGUAAACGUCGCCUACGACGUCGAUGGUUCUACAUCCGGAAUCCCUGAGCUUGCACAAAAGUGGAAGGAUCAAGGUAUCGAGUGGCUUGUUGUAGCGGAAGAUAACUAUGGUGAAGGAUCAGCGAGAGAGCAUGCUGCGUUACAACCUCGAUUUCUUGGCGGAAGGGUGAUUCUCGCGAAGUCUUUUGCUCGUAUUCAUGAAACGAACUUAAAGAAACAAGGUGUCGUCCCGCUGACGUUUGCGAAUGGGGAGGAUUACGAGAAGAUCAAUGCGUGUGAUGAGGUUAGUACGGAGGGAUUGUACGAUGUGUUGAAGAGUGGAGGGAAGGGAGAGGUGAAGGUGGUGGUUAAGAAAAAGGAUGGGAGCGAGGUGGUUAUCAAGACUAAGCAUACGCUCAGCGAGGAUCAGUGUGGUUUCAUACUGGCAGGCAGCGCACUGAAUUUACUGGCGAAGAUGAAGCGGACUUGA